AUGAAUAAAAGGAUAUUUAUUUUAGUUUGUAACGUAUUAUAUGGCCUUUUGGCUGUAUCAAUACAUUGCUCCGAACAGAAAACAUCGGGAUUAAGAAGUAGAAUCGUUCGUGCUAUCAAAAAAAUAAACAAAGGGGUAAAAAAAAGUGGUAUAGAAUCUAAACAUGAAACACAAUUAAAUAAUAAGAAUAAUAGUGAUCCUAAAGAUGAUGAAGGUUAUAAUGAUAAAAUAUGUAAUCUUAAAUAUUAUAAUGAUGAUGUAGAUGACAAAGAUGUUAAAGGCAAUAAAAGCAGUGAUUACGAUGGGCAAUGGAAACCCCAUGGAUAUUGGUUUUUUUGUGGUUCAAACAAUAUGGUUACGGGUUAUGGGAUGAGACCUAAGUUUUAG
Plasmodium vinckei vinckei is the source of this 387-nucleotide messenger RNA. Its product is annotated as fam-c protein. The record is from RefSeq and is a predicted model, not a curated record. NCBI's taxonomy places the organism in Eukaryota, Apicomplexa, Aconoidasida, Haemosporida, Plasmodiidae. Bases 1 to 387 code for a protein of 128 amino acids. The transcript has 2 exons.